This is a messenger RNA of Prorocentrum cordatum, 525 nucleotides long. Lineage: Eukaryota; Dinophyceae; Prorocentrales; Prorocentraceae. The record is from the annotation of a GenBank genome assembly.
AUGUCAACUGGGGCGAGCUCACAGCGAUGGUCGAGAUAUUGGAGCACUUGCAGCCGCACACGAAGAUCAAGUACCUCACGGACCCUAGCUACGUUACCCAAGGAGCGGAUCGGAUUCGCAAUGGAAAGAUACCCACGACGCACAAGAAUUUGGAAGCGGUACCGCGAAGUGGCCAAGUUGAAUGAUAUUGUGGUCGCGAAGAUCGAGAGCCACAUGUCGGCGACGGAUGUGAUGGUGGCGGGAGUCGACAUGGGCGAUAUCAUGGGCAACCACCUCGCCGACGAGUUCGUGGAGGGCACCGCGGGGGAGGUUAAGGUCCCCCAGAACGAGGUGCGGAAGAUCAGGUUCGCGGAGGAGGUUGCGACGCCCAUGGCGGCGAUGGAAAAGGAGCCAUCCCAGCAACCCGCCGCCAAGGAACUCAAUGAUGGGAAGAGGAAGCUCGAGAAGCGCAAGCUGGUCGUCGCGGACACCAAACACGUCAUCAUGUGGGACCCGAGCGCGGAGUUUUUCAAGCGCGAGCAGUGA